CAACAGUAUAGUCCGACCUGCAUGAAGAGGACCUUCACCUGCAGGAAUCAAACUACACAGUGACAGUCAAACGAGUUGAUGGAAGAAUAUCUGGUAGAGAAAAAGGAAAGCACCAGCAGAAACAUGAGCUCCCUGACAGAGAAACAUAAAUACCAAAACCAAGCUGGACCUGUAGAUGAGGAGAGCUUCAGUCGAGGACAUGAGUAUCAGCAACAGUGUGUCCACACAGUAGAGAAACCACACCUCUGUGGUCAGUGCGGGAAGAGUUUCACAAGCUCAUCACAUUUGAAGAUUCAUCAGCGCAUCCACACUGGGGAGAGGCCGUAUGUUUGUGCGCAGUGUGGGAAGAGUUUCACUGUUCAACAGAAUCUCACACAACAUCUGCGUAUUCAUACUGGAGAAAGGCCGUAUGUUUGUGAGCAGUGUGGGAAGAGUUUCACUGUUCAACAGAAUCUCAGAAAACAUCAGCGCAUCCACACCGGAGAAAAGCCGUACGUUUGUGACCUCUGUGGGAAGAGUUUCUCUGUUCGAAGCAGUCUCACACAACAUCAGCGCAUUCAUACAGGAGAGAGACCAUAUGUGUGUGACCACUGUGGGAGGAGUUUCUCUGUUCGAGACGGUCUCAAAAAACAUCAGCACAUCCACACCGGAGAAAAGCCGUACGUUUGUGACCAGUGUGGGAAGAGAUUCACUGUUCGAAGCAGUCUCACACAACAUCAGCGCAUUCAUACAGGAGAGAGACCAUAUGUCUGUGACCACUGUGGGAAGAGUUUCCUACAAUCAUCGCAUUUGAGGAUUCAUCAGCACAUCCACACCGGAGAAAGGCCCUACAUCUGUGACCACUGUGGGAAGAGUUACACUGGUCAAAGCAGUCUCACAAAACACCAGCGCAUCCACAUUAGGGAAAAGCCACAUGUCUGUGACCAGAGUGGGAAGAGUUUUGCUCAUGCAUUGAGUUUAAGCCAACCUCAGCAUCUCCCUACUCUUUCGAUACUUGAACGAUUUGAAAAAAAGUGUCUGUUGGAUCAUAUUUAAUUUGUAAAACCAGUUUGAAUAAAAAUUUUUA
Molecule: messenger RNA, 1066 nt
Organism: Seriola aureovittata
Lineage: Eukaryota; Metazoa; Chordata; Actinopteri; Carangiformes; Carangidae
Product: gastrula zinc finger protein XlCGF52.1-like
Exons: 3
Coding region: 79-1035 (318 amino acids)
Biological process (GO): regulation of DNA-templated transcription
Molecular function (GO): DNA-binding transcription factor activity, RNA polymerase II-specific; RNA polymerase II cis-regulatory region sequence-specific DNA binding
Source: RefSeq, a predicted model, not a curated record